AGACAUCGCUAGUUUAUUUUCUGAUCCCUGUAAGUUAUCACAACCAGAUUCUUUUUUUCAUACAUAACGUUGCGCAAUAAAAGAAGAUCAUGAUGGAUAUGAUAUAAUCGCUUCUGUUCCAGCUCCAGAAACAACAUCUGCGCUACACUGGAGCUCAACCCGAUCAACCUUCAACUGGCUGGACAAAACGCCCAGAUAAGACACCAGGAGACGGAUGGUCAUGAAAAUAUCAAACUCAUCCCGUCAGGCGAUUCCCACGGGAAAUGGAUGGUAUGCCGUUGAGCAUGGGUAGCUUGCGGACGCUGCCAUGGUACGUGGCGGGCUCUCAGGUGCUGGGGGUGGCUUGUGUGGUGAUCACAGGUGUGUGGAUGGGACAUUACAGAGGAGGCUAUGCCUGGGAUGGCUCAGCACAGUUUAACGUACACCCUCUCUGUAUGGUCCUCGGUCUGGUCUUCCUUUAUGGAGAUGCCGUUCUGGUUUAUCGUGUCUUUAGAAACGAGACUAAGCGUUCAGUGAAAAUUCUCCAUGCUCUGCUGCAUAUGAUAGCCCUAGUCAUCAGUAUUGUGGGUCUGGUGGCCGUAUUUGACUUCCAUUCGUCAGCUAAGAUCUCUCACAUGUAUUCUCUGCACAGCUGGUGUGGCAUGCUCACUUUUGUGCUGUUUAUCCUACAGUGGUUGCUGGGACUGGGAUUUUUCCUUUUCCCAUGGGCCUCUGCUCAGUUGAGGAGCUGGUAUCUCCCACUGCACGUCUUCUUCGGCCUGUUGCUGCUGGUCAUGUCUGUGGGAUCCUGUCUGCUGGGAAUCACAGAGAAACUGCUCUUCAGUAUCAAGGAAACUUACCCCAGGUUUACUAGUGAGGGGGUCCUGGCGAACACUUUAGGCUUGUUGCUGGUGUGCUUUGGUGUCGUGGUGGGUUAUGUGGUGACGAGAGAAGAUUUUAGGCGACUGCCGAAUCCCGAGGAGGAGGCUCUCUCCGUGCACUUUAAGACCCUGUCGGAAGGAGAAAUCCCCAGUUCUCCCUAAUGUCUUAAUACACUCCAAAACUGCCUUUCUGCCCUCCUACUUGUGUCCUAGCAAACCUGUCAGCCAGUUCCUCCCUUUGCACUUUCCCCCAACCUUAGCAUUAAAGUUUCUCAGCAACAGUUAUUACCAAGUUAUGACAGGAUUAAAUUGUAGGCUACAGAAAAAAUGAUGUUCUUGUUAUUAUUGGCGUAUUUAAAUGCUGUAUUUUUUUAGGGUUAGGGUUAGGGUUUUUUGUUAUAAAGUAAUUUCUAAUUGUGCCAAACCAAAUUAACAUGAAGAAAAAAAAAAGAUGUAAGUUGUAUAUACAGUGUCUGUAAAUGUAUUAGAUUCAGGAUGUACUUUCUUGUGCCUUAACAUUUAUUUGUACCAGACUGUACUGAAAAACUGAAAUACUCUAUAAUGAUAAUUAUUAUUAUCGUUUAGGAGGCACACCACUACAUCAGCAAAUGUUUAUUAUCAGUAAAUGUUAAGAAAUUUCCCCUGAAGGAUUUUCAACAUUUGUUUUAUGUUACAGACUAAACCUAUCAUUAUAUGCAGAAACCUGCUUUAUGCCAUAUUUAUAUGAAAAUAUAUCACAGCUCUGCCUGCAUAAAUUACUGAAAAAUACUUGAAAAAAUGUUGAUUUGUUAAGAUUGAAUUCUCUAAUAUCCAAUAUCUGCAAAGAAAUCAUAAUAAUAAUCUUAUUUAUAUUAUUCAACUGAAAAAAAAUGUCUUUUUUUUAUCCAAACAGUGCAGUUAAAUAGUGAAAGUCUUUUGCGUAGUGUGGUGGUUGUCUUGCUGGUUAAAAUCAGCUUGAAGAGGAGAGAUACUGACUGUUUUACACUGUUUUGUGUGUGUAUGCUGUAAACACACACAUUCUGAAAGAGUGUGUUCAAAUGAUCUGUAGGUGCCUUUGUACUGUAGUUUUGUGUCGGCGUGUUGUGUAGUGGCAAUAUUUUUACUGUUUUCAGAUUGAUAUGAAAUAAAAUAUUAGUAAGUAUGUGUUCGUAAUGCUUGCUUUAGAAGUUAAAUGGGAUUUAAAAAAAAAUAAAUUCAUGAGAAAUAA
Carassius gibelio (silver crucian carp) is the source of this 2067-nucleotide messenger RNA. RefSeq names its product transmembrane ascorbate-dependent reductase CYB561-like. Gene Ontology annotation, molecular function: oxidoreductase activity. Lineage: Eukaryota; Metazoa; Chordata; Actinopteri; Cypriniformes; Cyprinidae. The transcript has 6 exons. Bases 264 to 1022 code for a protein of 252 amino acids. Gene Ontology annotation, cellular component: lysosomal membrane. The record is from RefSeq and is a predicted model, not a curated record.